UCUUGUUGGUUCGCUGGUAAACUUGUGCCGCGAGUUUUAUUCUUCAACAAAUGCACAGCUACUGAUGUACGUGUUUGCUAACGUUAGCUAAGCUAAAAGCUACCGCGGUGUGACAUUCGCUAUAGGUCUCUUCUUCCCUGCUUCUUCACAAGAUGUCAGUGGAUGAAGACGAAACGCAACAGAGGUUAAAGGCCGCGCUACACUACACUGUUGGCCGAAUGUGUCAGAAGCUGGGAGAGGAGCACCACCGACAGUUCAGUAGACAAGUCAUAGCAGCGAUAGCCGAGACAACGUUCAGACAAUGUGAUAUAUUUGCUAAAGAUCUAGAGGCCUUUUCAAGGCAUGCUAAAAGAAGCACAGUAUCUGCAGAAGAUGUGAAACUUUUAGCUCGUCGCAGUACUUCACUGUCAAUCUACAUACAAAAUAAAAGUGAAGCACUGAACCAGGAUCUGAAAAAGAAAAAUACCGGGAAGAAGAAAAGCAGAGACACUGAAGAGGAAAGCAGAGAAUGAGUUCAAGACAUUGGCAGGCCUUCAGUGUCCCUCUUGUGCCGAGCUUUCAUAUGAACAUACACAAUGUGUGCCAGUUGUUUUUGUAUAUUACGCUUAAGUUAUGGGUUAUGCUUAAGUUUCAGCAUAAAUGUAUUAAUAAAAUGUUCACAUUUUCAUCAAGCUGGAAAUAAAUAAAAAAAUGAAAACAAGCCUAA
Messenger RNA from Betta splendens (Siamese fighting fish), 706 nucleotides. It is a transcript of the gene cenps, whose product is annotated as centromere protein S. The transcript is spliced from 5 exons. Gene Ontology annotation, molecular function: protein heterodimerization activity; chromatin binding. The record is from RefSeq and is a predicted model, not a curated record. Gene Ontology annotation, biological process: resolution of meiotic recombination intermediates; replication fork processing. Lineage: Eukaryota; Metazoa; Chordata; Actinopteri; Anabantiformes; Osphronemidae. Bases 153 to 512 code for a protein of 119 amino acids. Gene Ontology annotation, cellular component: FANCM-MHF complex; Fanconi anaemia nuclear complex.